This is a messenger RNA of Schistosoma margrebowiei, 9460 nucleotides long. The record is from the annotation of a GenBank genome assembly. Lineage: Eukaryota; Metazoa; Platyhelminthes; Trematoda; Strigeidida; Schistosomatidae.
GUACACGACCUUGUGUUGCUUGUUUGAAUGUAUCACCAGAGAAUUAAUAAUAUUCGAAGGCAUUUUGCUGUGAGAAGAUCCAUAUGAUGAGGCAGGAUAUCCUGAGUUUAUCUUGAUCAAAUUUAAUAAGUUUGCAUAUUUGGAGCAUUCUGUUUUAUAGGGAUAAUGUCUGCUUUAAAAUUAGAAGAUCCCACGGUAGAUGUCGGUGAUAUCGAAAAAUAUCGUAUGGCUUUUUUAAUGCAGUUUUUUGUACAACAUAAACGAAGAUUUCGAUUUCCACGUCUUCGCUUACAGGACCUGUAUCAAAAAGUUUUAAAAGAUCCAGAUCCUGUUGCAUUUUGUGAUCUUGCUGCUCGUAUACUUCGGUUUUUAAAUCAUGACGAUCCGGAUAUUUGUAUGGCAACUAUUGACCAAGCACUUGAUCGUUUCGCAAUUGAUAAGCGUACUUCAUAUAGAAUUAAUAUGCAACGUCAUCGUAACGGGAAAUUGGUGCAUCAGUUGGGACCGGCAGCUAGAGCUGCAUUAUUGGAUAAUUUAAUUGAAUCAGUUUAUGAUGAACAGCCGGAUUUCAACUUUACAACAUGUUUCAAUAGUUCCAUAUCUACAAAUAGUGUUGGUGGUGGUGUUGUACGUGGUGGUGCUAAUGGUUCCGGAUCAACUGGUCUUGACCGAAUCGAUGCUCAUGAUUUAUUUGGUUCUGGAGAUUUAGGAUCGGGUGAUGGAUGUAAUGUUUUCGCUGAAACAGAAGAUGUCAAUGUACUUAUUAAAGCUGGCCAGGAUGCUCAAGGAUGUAGUUACUAUUAUAUGGAUGAUUUACGUCUUUAUCGUGAACGUCCUCAAAAUGGUAUCUCAUCACAAUGGGAUGUUGUUGUUGGUCCAACAGCUGAUCAAUGGUUAACAUUUAUUAUGUCAUUAAGUCGUAAUGAAAAGGAAUAUGAUUUAUAUUGUUUUUUAAAACAAGAUUUGUUUGAAUUAGUUAAAGAAAGUUUAGAUGCAUUAGAAUUGCACACACCAAAUAGUGAAUUGGAUUCAAAUUAUUUACGUACAAAAGAAUUGAAUGAAUUAACUGAAUUGAAACGACGUCAACUAGGUGUAAAUCAUAAAUCACUAGUUGAAAAUGAUAAAUUAUCAUUGAAUAGUAAUCAUCAUCAUCAUAAUGCAGUGAAUCAUCUUAGUGUAAAUGGUCCAAAAAGUGCAUCACCUGCAUUUUCCGGCGGUCAUGGUAUCAGUGGAAUUGGAAGUUCCGGUAGUUCCACAUCUGGUGCACCACUUACGCCUAGUUCAGCUCGUACACCAACAUCUGCACCACCUGCAUCAAGCAUACAACAACAAUUAUCAUUACCGCCUCCUUCAGAUUGUUUAGAAACUUUACAAACAUCAGUGAAAACAGAGUCUUCUUCCGGUACAAAUCUAACAAAAAUGCGAUCGUUAUCUGGUCAAUCACCUUGUGAUCCAGAUUUAAUGCAUUUCCCAAAAUCUGAGGUUAAUACUUCGCUUGAAUAUACCAACAUAUCAUCAUCUGGAUCAAUUGUCAGUUGUAAUCAUCAUGAUUCUUUUAUGAAUAAUACCACUCAUUCUGUAACUUCUUCAUCUACAAAUCAAUACAACUUACCUUCACCAUCACCUGUAGUUGGUACUGCCACCAAAUCUGGGUAUACAUCGUUAACUGGUGGCAGUAUCAAUAACAAUAUAUCGAAUAAUAAUGAAACAAUAAGAAAUUCAAAUAGUGUUGUUGAUCAAUCUAUUGUACCAAUGCAAAAUAAUAAUAGUUCAGUGGUUUGUGAAUCUAUCACAUCAUUGACUGGUACUAACACAAUGUUUACUACAACUUCUACUGCUAUAUGUACAACGACAACCAUGAGUACUACAUCUAUUACUGCUACUACGACAAAUAAUAAUAGUAAUUAUACUUCCACUGUUAGUGGUAUUCAGUUAUUGCCUUCCUCUCCUAAUAUAUCUACUAAUACUACUGCUACACCUGGUGUUGUAGUUAGUGAAUCAUUGGCAUCCUGGAGUUCACCCGGUCUUCCUAAUUCCAAUUCAAAUAUGACAUCAUCUCCAUCAUUCCAUCGUGAUCGCAAGUUACCAACAACCAAUGAUACUAUUGCCAUUUCAACACAACCACCAUCAUCUCAAGUACAACAACGAUCAAAUAAUGGAACAGUUGAUGAAAGAAACUAUCGAUCAUAUCCUUCAUCUACUCAACAAAUAUCACAAAAUCAAAUUACUGGAAAUGGCACCUCAAAACAAACAUAUCCCUUUGACUCAUAUAUGACGAUGAAAGGAUCUCCAGUUGAAAUUAUCGAUCCGAUUAAUAUAAAACAAUCCACUAAUUCAUCUUAUUUUCGACAUAUGUGUACAGGACAUCAAGAUAUUAAUUCAUGCAGUGGAUUAGAACAUUCUUCUGUUUUAUCAUCUAAUUCAAAUUCAAAACAAUGUAUUGGUCCAACUACUGCUUUAGUUUCACCGAUAAUUGGUAUUCCAGAUAGUGGUUGUAUGUCUUUAACUCAAGAACAAUGGGAGAAUCGUAAGAGUAAAAUAGCACAAUUAGAAAAAAUUCAUUCAACAUUGAGUAAAAGUAAAAGUGCUUCAACACCAGGUGCUAUAACUGCAGCAACAGCUGGUGCUGUCUUACAACAGCGUUUAAUGCGUAAUUCUAUUUCAAUGCAGCCACAACAGCCAUCCCAUCACCAUCAUCACCACCACCACCAACAACAGCUGGAACAACAGUCGUUAGGGUUAGGGAAUCCUUCAGCACAAGUACCACCUUCCGCUAUUAACAAUUCAUUACAAUAUUCUGAAGCUGUUGGACAACGUCCGGUAGAUUUUGAAAACUAUGGUGUAUUUCGUCAGAGCGGUUUAGUUGGAGGACCAUAUGUUAAUAAUGAGUCAGCUCAACAAGAAUGGGAUAGAUUAUGUUCUGAUUAUCAGCGUGGAAAAAGUGAUCCAUCGAUGAUGCGUUAUUCUGGACCUAGACAGAUGGGAUUUUUUGAUAUGUCCAACUGUGCAGUUCCUCCUCAUGAAGUUAAUCUUUCAUCUCAGUGCCCUGUCCCACCUAUGGCUACUGGAACUAUGAUGAUGCCUUCAGAACAAGUGAUGAUGACUGACCAACAAUCCUGCCAACCUCCGGCUUACCAAAGUGGCCCUCCAGUUGUAAUGGUUCCACCAAAUAAUUCAAAUAUAUGUUCUGGAAAUCCUGGUUAUCCGUCCUCUGACUCACUGACACUACCGACAGAAUCUUGCCGGACACUAGGUCCUAUCGGUGCAGCCGGUCCUGACCCAAUAACUCCCGGUUUAGUCCCAACUACUGGGCAAAAACGUCCUUACCAUUCUGCUACAAAUAGUGAUAUUUGGUUAUCACCCAACUCAAUUCCUCUUUCUAUGUCUCCUAUUCAAAAUAACGAAAAUCCUUCUCUCGUUGGUCACAUUGAACCGGGUUCAAUACCAUCUGUUUGUCGUGCUGGUCAAGCAUUAAAUGUUAUUCAAUCUCCUGUUGUUGGUUCUAUUCCUCCUACAUGUGUACCUAUCACUAAUACUAACCAAUCAGUUGGUGGGCGUGGUUCUGGCGUCACAAAGCCAGGAACAAAAAAACGUAAAGCUGGUGCUGCAUCCGGUAGAUCUAGUGUUAUUACCAAUAGUGGUAAUUAUGCACAGUCUUUAUCAUCUACACAUCAACAGUCAUCACCUACCAAUCAAAAUGUUCACUGUGUUAAACAACCAAUUCCUAAUUGUGUUACAACUCCAAAUAAACCAAUGAAUCCUUCCUAUAUUGGAGAUGAAUUACAAAUGAAUCAUUUCCCACGUUCUACACCUGGUCAUCCACGUCCUAUGCAUCAGGUACCAACAACAGGUGGUGGUCGAUCACAAUUUCAACCUACUGAUCCUUGUAUGAUGCAUUAUUCAGACGUAAUAUGUGGACCGAAUUCCGGACAAAUUCCAAUUGAACAACAAUCUGGGAAUAUGGAAAUGAUGAUGUUAGUUAAUUCUCGUCAUUCUGGUACACCAAAAAGUAGUGGUGAACCAUUUCCUAGUGGUACUGUCAGUCCAAGUGUAUCCUGUUCCAUCUCAAAUCUUGGAAGUCGUACAGGUUUGAAUUGCAAUACAAAUUAUGGUCCAAUUAGUAAUUAUGGGAACAGUGCUAAUAAACCGAUGAAUCAUCCAUAUUUCAAUUCAUCCGAUAUGAUGGGACCAAAUCCAGAUUCUAUUACUAUGAGAACAACUCCUAGUAGUACUCCAUGCACACAGCAUUUAACUUCUGCUAGUUUAGCUAGUUUAGCACGAUUAUCUCAAAUGUCUGGACCUGAAGGUCCGUACAUUCCAUCGUGUUCAGCCUCAUUUUAUAAUCCAACCAUUGGGAAUAGUCUUGGAUCAAUGCCUGGUCAUGCUGUUCACUCAAAUCGUAGUGGAUCUUUACCUUCCUUUCAUCUAGACGGAAGUCCCGUUAUACCAACGCCACCUCAAGGAGCACAUCAUAUUAUAUCUCAAGGUGCACGCAAUCAUAACUCAAGUCCUGGAAAUUGUGGCUCGAAAUCACAUUUAUGCAAUCCUAACCAAUCAUUAUCAUCGAAUAUGACUCCUAAUAAUUGUAAUUUACCUCAUUCUUUAUCAUCCCAAACUAUUCCAAUAAAUUCUAAAUUUAAUUCCCAAGGCUAUCCCCAUACAAAUCCACAGCUUCAACCAACAUUACAGCAACCACCACAAAAUCCUAUGGGCACUGUCACUAAUUGUGGCUCUUCACUUCCUUCUCCAGUUCCCAAUUUACCAACACCAUCUCAGCAACAGCCUCCUUCGAUUCAAGUAAAUAAUACAUUUUUUAAUGCACAAUUAAAUGUACAACAAAUGAAUUAUCAACAUGUUAGUGCACCUGGAUCAACUGGUCAAAUGCAAAUACAUUUUGCACAACAACAACAACCAUCAACAACACAACAUCCAAUUCCACCACCAUCAUCUCAUGAACAUUUACGUUCAGUUCGACAAUCAGAUAACAAUAAUAAUAGUACAGUUCGUAUGACAAACUCAUCAAAUGAAUAUAAUUCAAACAAUCAUCCAUUGUUAUACAAUACUGAUGGAAUUAAUCAUCAUUCUCAUCAUCAACGUAUUGUUGAUUGUCCAUCAAAAUCUGAAAUUCCUGCAGUUAUUCCGUCUAGUUCAGUAAUUACUUCAUCUGUUGUUUGUACACCUUUAGGAUCUUCAGUUGUUGGCGGAGGUAAUGCUGGUUAUGGUAAUGCAAGUAUUCAAAUUACUCCUAGAACACCACAUACAAUUCAAUAUCUUCCAACUGUUGCUCCUCAAGUUUCUAAUAAUCAAGGACCUUCAGGUAUAUCACCUGGGCCAAACCAAAUGCAAAGAUCUAAUUCUGUACGUAGUUAUCAAUAUAUGCCAUCUGAUAUAGAUAGCAAUAAUAAUAACACCUCACAUGUUACAGAUAACGCUAUUCGUCAUCCUACCUUUCAGUCAAAUCAUCAAUCCUAUGCUACUAAUCAAAAUAUUCCUGGACAAUUUUAUAAUUCAAAUCAACACCAUUAUUCAUCAUCCUCACAAUCGGUUAUUCCACAAACUUAUCCAUCUAGUCUUCAAGGUCAAAGUAAGCAUUCUCAAAUUACUGGUCAAUUUACUGCUGGGGGAAGGCAUAAUGCUAAUAACAGUAAUAAUAAUAAUUCAACAUUUGGAUGGAGUGAUACAAGUUUCGAGUCAAAUCCAUUAGGUCCAAAUUCAUUGACAGCAUCGUCAACUAACGAAACCAAUUUAAAUAGUUUUAAAUCUUCAAAUUGUAAUCAUCAAAGUCAACCCACUGAUAAUCGUUUGGGUAGAAAUAUUAAUCACCCAGUAUUACGUGAUGCUCAAAUGAAUUACUCAGCUUGUAGCAAUAAUAAUAGUAAUAAUAACAGUGAUACAUUAUCAACAUCUAUGUCUACUAAGAUGGAUCCAUCCACUGAUAUCAUAUCUCAUCAAAUGUUCGCAAAUUCAUCCGAUAUGCCAUCAGUACAACAACGUGUUCAUGUGAAUCAGCACUCACAACAAUAUCUCCGUCAAUCAACUGUCAACGAUGGUGCUAAACCUCAAUCCUACUCCUCAUCAUCUACACAACAGCCACAACAUCAUCAAACAAGUCAACUUCAUCAACAGUAUUAUCAUCAUCAUCAACAACAAAAUCAUCAAAUGAUGAUGUCUUCAUCGUCCAUGUGUGAUUAUUCCGGUAGUAAUAAUAGUGAUUGGAGUUCUACGAAUCAAGUACAGUUUUUAAUGUCGAAUUCUACGGUGAAUUCUACAAUGUAUAGUAGUCAUAGUAAUAAUAUUGUAGAUAAUAUAUCUGUUAGUGGUGCUGUUGGUAGUAUGAUGGAAAAUUCUACAAAUAUAGGACAUACUACUAAUGCUAAUAGUAAUAGUAGUAACGCAACACCUACCACUAAUAAUAGUAAUCAUAAACGUCCAUCAAUAGUAAAUCCUAUGAAUGGAGAGAUGAAACAUAAUAUUUCAUUGAAUCCCCAUUCACAACAUCAUGCCUUGCCGCCUCAUCCACAGCAAUCUCAACAAAUGAUGAUGGUCAACAACAAUAAUAAUAACGGUAGUAAUAAUAAUAGAUCAAACUGGUAUCCUCACCAAUCGAUUGGGAAUCAAAUGACGUUCACUUCAAUGUCCUCAUCAUCAGCACCAACAAAUGCAAGUCGAGAAAUGUAUUCCAGUCAAAUGCAUAAUACUAAUAAUGGUAAUAAUGCUAACUUUUCAUUAAAUACAUUACCACCGGUUACUGGUGGUGGUCAUCCAUCGGAUACAUCAUUAGGAACAAUUGGUAUGGUGGAUAAUACAAAUAAUGUUAAUAAUAAUAAUAAUAAUGGAAAUAGAAGUAUACUUAGACAAUCACAGGAUCCUUAUGAUAAUUCAUUACCUAUAUCUUCUAUAUCAUCAUCAACAUCUUCAGCACAGCCUUAUUCAUCAUCAGUUGUUUGAAGAGAAAGGAAAAAACAAACAAUUAUUAUUGAUCACUUAAUUUGAAGAAUCAUACAUUAAAAUGAAAACUUCUACUAGAAUAACAACAACAAUCAUAAUGAAUUUUGGAUCUCAUUCUUUUCUUUAAUCAAAAAUACAUCUAUCUAUAUAUAUAUAUGCAUAUUGUCUCAUAAUGAAUAAUAAUGCUAUCAACAAACUGUAUUUGAUUUGUUUCUUUUCUUUUUCUAAAACAAAUAAAAUCAACUUAUAAUUGGGAAGUAGUUGAUUGAUGUAUUCUCCAUUCUUCUAGUUUUGUUACUCUCUCGCUCUCUCCAUAUGUGUGUUCUAUCAUGGUCAUGAUCUCUAUCUCUCUCUUGAUUGUUCAUUUCCAGUUUCUUCUUCUUUGUAUAUAGAAAUACAUUUUUAACUGAUAUUGAUCAUGAAUAAGAUAAAUUGUAAGACAAAACUCAUUUGUAUUUAAUACAUACAAUAUAUUUUAAUUAAUAAUAAUUAUUAUUAUUCAUAUAAUUCUUUAUUAUGAUAAAUGAUAAGUUUUCAUUCCUUAGUCCUCUAUUCGUUUUUAUACUUUAGCAUGAAUUCUAUUUUCAUUCAUGUAUACCUUCAUUUUUAUUUCUUGACUUUAAAUUUUAAUCUUAUUUCUAUUUCAUUAUUAUUGUCAUCAUUAUUAUUGUUUUCUACUUUGUUUCCUAUACAAAAUAAUCGUUGUGCUUUUUUUUAAUGGAACGGUUGGGGGUGUGUGUGUAUAGGAUGAGGCGAUUUCCGAUAUUGAUUUCUUUUGUUUACUUUACUUCAAUAUUGUUGUCUACGAUCAUUACUUUCCUUAUUGAUAUUGGUUAAUGUUUAUAUUAAUGAGGAGAAUGUAAAAUUCUUGUAGUGUUUAUUAAUUAUACAUGUAUAUCAUCCCUCGCUCAGUUGAUUACCAACUACCACACUGUUACUCUUCUCUCUCUCUCUUCAUUUUCAUAACUGCCCUAGUUACAAAAUAAACUGAUCUAAUUAAAAGAAGUAUUGUUUCUUUUCUAGUUCCAGUAUUCAUGUACUUGUACAUGCAUGUAUGUGUUUGUUUGUUUGUUGACCAAAAUGUUAUUUGCCUUCUGAAUUUGAUGAUUUCUAUUCCUUUAAUUUUUGUCUUAUUACCUUUAUAAGAAUACUAAGGUAGAAUGAAAUCACGUAUUCCUUACAUGUGUGUACAUGUUAAAACUAGGAUUAUUAUUAUUAUUGGUAGUGUUGUCAUUGUUUUAUGCCCAGUUACUGUAUAAUACUUAUGAUACACGUGUGUGCGUGUGUCUCUAUCUCUUUCCCUCUAUCCUUUUCUUUAAUACCCAAAUAUAUAUGGACUUAUGAUUCAUUUAUUCUUUCUCCUAUUCUCCUCUCACUCUUUUUUUCUCUUUCUUGUAUUAUAUUUUUAAUCUAUAUCUACUCUUGAUUAUGCAGAAAUGAGAACGUAUCGAAUUGAUCAUUAAUUGUUUAUUCAUUUCAUUUCUUUCGAAUCGAUUUAUAGAGAUAAAUCAAUAAUUGAAUGAAUGAAUUGAUUGAUUGAUUGAUUAUUGUUAAUUUCAUUUGUUUACAUAAUCAUUAUUUUAUCAUGUUUAGAGUUUGUUGUUCGGUUUACUAUCCAUGGAUACUUUUAAUUUGAAGACAUGCAAAUAUAUAUAUAUAUAUAUACAUACAUAUUGGUUCAUUUAUACAUAUGAUACUUUAUGAAUUGUUUUAUAAACAUUCAGAACCUUUUAUUUGCCAUUGUAAUGAUAUUCUUCAUUAUUAUUAUUAUUAUUCGUAUAAUUUCGGCGUAAUUACAUUCAAACGUUUACUUCUUGAUAUUAAUUUCCCUUUUCUGAAUCAUUAAAAGUUGGCUAAUUCUCCUUUUUGUUCUCUUAACAUAAAUGAACUCAUUGUAUGUAUGUAUAAAAUAUGAUUGGAAAUGUAUGUUUAAACACAAAAAUGCCAGUAAUAAACAGGUACUUCGUAUUUCUCUUACUCAUUACAAUGAUUCUUAUUCUUUCAUCUAACAUAUAUAAUAAGUAAUAUUGAUGUUGUACACAAGCAAAUGUGUUUGUGUACACUUGAAUGAAUGAUGCAGCUGAUCAUCAUCAUCAUCACUUUUUUUUUCUCAUUCUCUGAUUCGUAAAUAGUUCAGUGUUACACACAUAUUCACGGAUUAACAUAAUCUUUCUUCAAUUAUAAAGAAGUUUAAACGGUAGUUCUUAUACGCGCACACAAUCUCUUAUAUCUAUUCUGUUGUUUUCAUUUCCUCCACUUUUCUUGCAUUCUAUCACCUUUACAUAUUUAUAUACAAAUACAAUCCAUAUUCAUAUGCACAUGCACACACACACACCACACUUUUACUUCAUUAUCAAUCUUGUUUUCAUAAAAUUUUGACAAGAGAGACAAUUUUUUUGUUAUCACAUUCUAAUACCUGUAUUAUAUAAGAAAAACGAUUAUAACAUGAUUUUGUUGUUUAAUUUUUAACUUGCCACUGAAUAUAAAUGACGGGUGUUUUUUUCUCUCUCUC